Messenger RNA from Mya arenaria, 11103 nucleotides. RefSeq names its product sacsin-like. The transcript is spliced from 3 exons. NCBI's taxonomy places the organism in Eukaryota, Metazoa, Mollusca, Bivalvia, Myida, Myidae. Gene Ontology annotation, molecular function: Hsp70 protein binding. Bases 1117 to 4404 code for a protein of 1095 amino acids. The record is from RefSeq and is a predicted model, not a curated record.
UUCUCAAGACAAUGAACAUAGUUUAAGUUUGGAAUGGACGCAUUUAGCUCGCAGUGAAGACGAUAAGGCAGGAGGAUUUUUUUACAAAUCGAAUUCGGCACAUGAUGUAUUGCAAUUACAACAAGACCCGGUGAAGUCUAUAAUGAUGCGAAUCGGAAUGAAAAUUGUAGAAAGUCCCGAAGUCGUUAAACAAUCAAUAGAAGAAGUAGAGUUGAACGUUUUAAGUUGCACACCUGAUUUGGCAUUGAAAUUCAUUCAUGAAACUGAUGUGGAAAUCAGAGGUCUAGACUUAGAACAGUCAUGCUUUAUGUCGAUCGAACAUUUCAAACGAAUGAUUUCAUUCCUUCUUGAGGCCAAACAAUUUAAGGAAAGGUUUCAAGGGCUGCCAAUAUGUCUUACUCAAGACGGAUGUCUUCAAAUGUUUGACUCAAAUGAGCCAGUUUUUUGCUCACUGUACGUUUCCCUGUUACCCGGAUCAGCCAACGAAUUUAUGCACAGAGAUAUAGUUGAAUAUUUUAAGCACAAGACAUAUCUUUUCCAUUCUGGAGUGUUGAAAGAAUUGGUGGUAGAGGAUUUACUCAAUCUGCUUCCGCUUUCAUUAGGUGAAACUGUUUUUCAUUGUGAAAAUGACUUUGAAGUAGAAUCGUUUCAGUACGAAAAAACUGGGAUUGACCUGUACAGGUUCUUCAUGUUUUUACAUGAAAACUCGCUCAACCACUCCAAAAUGUUUUUAGUUGACCAAUUCGUAACAAACCUUUCUUAUUUCAAGGAUUGGUCGUUCCUCCCGUCACAUAGUACAACACAAGGGGAUGCAUCAAAAUGCUUAAUUCCUCUAGACCAAUCGUACAGACUGUAUACUGUUGAAAGCGGUAAUAAAAAUGUUCAUGGAACUAUUUCAAAACUCAAUUUGCCAACUUUAGACACUAGUUGGUUAUUUAUUGAUAUCAUACAAAGGGAUUUAGAUAUUAAAAUGGGUUAGAAAAAGUGAUUGCAUCUGUGUCAAGUCCAGAAAAAUUAAUCAAGUGUCUUAACUUUUACAAACAAAAGUUACAAGGCAGAAUCUCAAAUUCUGAAGCUGCCGAUUUACUUGGAUAUUUUUCAGAAAGGCUAGAAGAAAUGCUUAUGAUUGUCGAAUUUGAGAACAUGAUACGGUCAUUGCCGUUGUUCGAAUCUGUAAACGGAGAAUUAAUUAGUAUUGAAAACGACAAAAAGGUUGGUAUUAUAUCUUCAAGAAUUCCUCCAGAUGGAAUGAAAGAAAUCGCCGAGGCUACAAAUACAACAUUUGCAAUGUGUAAUACAAAGUAUUCCAAUCUGUUAAAACUUCUUUCGUCAAGUUAUGAAAUUGACCGACUGUAUGCAGAAAUAAUUGUUCCAAAUUUUCAAGCAAUUUCAUAUGCUCACAGACUGAAACACCUGGAAUAUAUCAGAGAUCAUGUUUGUCGAGAUGUUACCGAAAGCUCGGGGUAUACAGAGCAAAUUUUUCGAAAUCUCAUGGACAUUCAGCUUAUUCGAAUGGGAAAUCAAGAUAGACGCGUAAACGAGUUCUAUAGCCACAGAAACAAUAUAUUUGUUGAAAUGCUUACUGAGGAUGAAUUCCUUCCAAAGCACUUUAGAACAAACGUCUGGAAAAGAUUCAUUGAAGCAUUGGGACUUAUCACACACCCUACUCAACAACAAGUGUUGGAAUUUGCAAAAUGUAUCGCACAUGAAUCCGCAAAUGCUCGAAUGAAUAUAAACGAUUUGCAGAAAAAAUCAAGCGUACUUACGUCGUUUAUUUUGGCUGCUGAGGAUAAUUUCUUUAGCGAAAACGUCCUCCAGGAGCUCAAAAAUAUAAAGUUUGUUAUCUCGCACGCAGUUGACGUUGACAAACGUGCCAUAUACAACUCUUUUAUCAAGCCAAAUGGGUUUAUUUGUUUCAAUGGGUCAACAACACACACAUGGGAGGAUAUAUGUUGGUCAAGUACACCGCUUUUAUACAGUGCCUUAACUAUCAGGUCAGAUAAACGCCGUCAAGAACUUGGUGUGUUGAAGUAUCCGUCAGUAGAAAGGGUUAUUGUUCAUAGUCAUAAUGUAACUGAAGUAUUUCACAAAGAUUUCAUAAGGAAAACAACCCAAACACGUGACAACGUGAAAUAUAUCACUAAGCUAUACGACUUUUUAAAGGAUCAUUUAGACAGCCCUGAGUUGAAUAGAUUAAGGAAUUCAUAUUUUGUUCUCAUACCUAACGAGGCUAUGAUUAAAGCCGACAUGGUAUUUGAAAGCUCCUCGUUUAAAAACACUGAGAUCAAGCCAUAUUUGUACAAACUACCAAAAUCCUUACGAAAAUACAUUGACCUAUUUGAAACACUUGGAGCGAUGAAUCAACCUUGUAGAUCCCAGUGUAUAAAAGUGCUGGAAUCAAUAAAAAACGAUUUUAAUGAUCAGACUUUGCCACCACGUUUGCUUAAAAAGGUUGCACAGACAAUCACACUACUUUUCAAACUUGAUGGAUCACCUAGAGAUAACGAGUUAAAAUUGUUUCUUCCAAACAAAGAAAUGAAACUGAGAGAAUCGUCAAGUCUCACUGUAUGUGACAAUAAAACAUAUGCGGAUAUUUUAAAAGGUGUUGCUGACAUUGAUUACGUUCUUGGAUUCAAGGAAAUGGAAAUAAUGGAAUUAACAGACACAGAUGCAAUGUUUAGAACAUUACCUGAUUCUAUGCAGCCGUCUUUUCUAAGCGAAGUCGUCGUUGAAAGUGUGUUUAUAGAUUCGAUUGAAACUGUACAUUCUCCUGUGUCCUGUGAUUGGCAGUGCUUUGUUCGUAGUGAAAGUUUAAUUAAUGGAAUAAUCAGGCUCAUUCGUGAUCAGUGUGGAUUAGGUCACAAGGGACAACCAACGACUGAUUUAGAAUAUAGAUCAAGAAACAAAUUGAGAAAUAUCCGUAUUAAAGAAGUAAAUGGAUUAGUAGCAACAGUGUCAUACAAAGGCAGUGUGUUGGAUGGGAUACGCUUGCAAAGAACAUGUUAUUUAAAGGAUAUAAAUUGUGCCAAUGGGAUCUCGUCCUUUGAACUGUACUUUGACUUUCAGGGCGCUUCAGAUGAAACAAUGAUACUUUCCGAGGAAGACGGAAUUUUCGAUCUAGUACAAAAAUGCACCGAACAUACCCUGGACAAAGACAGAUGUAUUAUACUGGGUGCAUUAUUGAACUACAGAAAAACACCUGAAAAAAUUCCUGAACUGCUUGAUAGACGCAGAGUUGCGCAAAUUGAUUUUAAACCCUCUUCCGUAUUUCCAAAGCCUGGAACCUACGUAAAUCGGGAAUUUUACCCAUUUCUACUCCAAGAAAUAGUUCCCUUUAAAGCGCAUGAAUUUGAAUUCGUAGCUAUGGAAGUAGAAUAUGAAGAUGAUGAAAAUAACGCAUUUAUAUACGUUCAUAUCAUAAGUCAAAUACCAAAAUUUGCGGGAUCUUCAAUCAUAGCUUUACGUUACACGGUAAAUGCUGGCGAAACUAGAGGUUUCAUCGAAGCGCCAAUAUUCAAACUUUAUCGUUUCGUUUCCCCAAAUUCUCAAAAUACUAAUAGAGAAGUGGAACUUUAUGACUUACAACACAUAAUCACACUACCUCUUGACGAAAAUCGCCAAAGGGUAAGGGAAUUGUUAACUGCAGCUUUUCAGAUGAUCGAAACAGAGAGAAAAAUAUUGAUAAAGCGACAAUUGUUAAGAUGGCAUCCCGACAGAAACCCUGGUUUAGAAGAUUAUGCAAAGGAAAUAUUCGACUUUAUCAAAAAACUUAUAGUCGAAUUGGAGGAAAACGAGCAUGCUAUGCGAUCCAGCGGAACAUUUUCUUCGAGUACGUUUCGGUCUCGUUACUACAAUUUUAGUACAAGGAUUGAAUGCAAAGGUCGAGUGUUCGCUCAAGAAUUUCACGAAAGAAAACGACAUUACAAUGCGUAUUUCACCAGUGGUUAUAAUACUAGCAGCAGCAAUGAGUACGUUCCCGUCCCAAACAUCGGAGAAGCGAAACGAUGGCUACGCCAAGCGAAAACGGACUUUCACGUCGCGAGUGGUAUGCUUGCCAAUCCCGAAGAGGGAUUCAAGGGGUUCAACUGGAUUUGCUAUCAAUUACACCAGGCAUGUGAAAAGGCGCUUAAAGCUGCCAGAUUUUCCAGAGAUGCCAAUCGAUGUCCGCGAUGGUCACAUAAUCUAUGCAGCAUUGCAGAUGGAAUUGAGAUUGAUGACAUUAAAGAAAAGGUAAGAUUGUUCGAAUCACGCCUAAACAUAUCGGACAGGCAGUACUUCCGACUUCGGUAUCCAGAUGCCGUUGAAAUGAACAAGCUGCCUUCUGACGUAUUCAGUUUAGACGAUGCCGCAUUUGCAAAGGAAACUGCUCAUGAAAUUAUAGCGUUCGUGGAGGACUACAUAUAGUAAAUUAUUUAAACCAUAUGCCAAUAAAAUUACGUCAAGAGAAUAUUAUCUACCAGACGGAUCGAUGUUUGGUCAUCGAAAUAUCGCAGUUAUGAAAAUAAGUGUCGUUGACAUUUAGAUAUCUAUUAUUGUUUUGUUUUCUAUAGGACAGAUGCGUUAGCAUUCUUCAUUAUAAUAUGUGUAUGUGGGGGAAACAAUUCUGCAAUUAUUGAAACAGUAUAAUAUUUAAUUGAAAUGAUGUCAUUUAUGUCUUUUGUUGUUAAUAGAAAUAUUUUUAAAUACAUUAGACUAAGCUAUUAAACAUUUUGUUUGUAAAUAUUACUUAUAUAAAUUUCAGUCCACUUCUUUUAUUUACAUGCUAAAAUAUUCAAGUUUUACAAAAGCUUUUACAUUUGCUUGUUAUUUGAAAAAAAGGUUAAGGUAAAAGUGUUUCCUUACGUGUAUGUAAAUUUGCAAGAUUUCGUUGUUUUCAUAACCUAUAAAGGCGCUUAGAGUAUAUUAGCUUAGAUGUUAGUUAAUAGAUUACUAUAAUUGUAAAUAUGUGUACAUCAGAUAGAUAUGCUUAGGAAUUUGCUUUAAACCAGAAUUAAGACUAUGUAUAACUUUAAAUGAACAUAUUUAUAUAUCAGAUGAACUGUUACUUUAUCUUAAUUAAGAUAAUUAUUUGCUGUCAUGUUUUAAAUAAUAAUGUCUUUAAAUGUGCGUGAAAUAGUUUGUCGAAUGGAUGUCGAGUAUGCGAAUUAUUUUUAAUGAAUACAUGGUUAACAUACGUUUAAAAAAGCUUUAUGUUUAAUUUCAACAUAUGUAGUGGUUUAUGCAUUAUGUUAUUAUAUUUUGUUUAAAAUUAUUUUCAAAAUCAUCACAUUUUUAACUUUAUUUUAUUUACUAUAUGUGCCUCACUGUAUAUAUGAUAUAUAGUUCACCUUUGAUUAAUAAGUAUUUUUCCGUUAUUAUUCACAAUGUAUUUUUGUAUAUAAGUUUGUUAAUUUGUAAGCUGGAACACACGUUUUUGUGAUUUUAACGUCCUUGUAUUGCAUGCCUUGCGGACAAAGUUUAAUAUAGUAUAGAUUAUGAAUAUAUCAAAAACAAAGGGUCCCAGAUAACUUUAUUGUACAUUUUUUAUCCAUAUGAUAUAUUUGUGUAUAAACAAAGUAUUGGGGUGUUAUUUCAAACAUUUAACAUACAGAGUUAUGUUCGUUUUAAGAUUCAUUAUACCAUGUUUGAUUUUUUUAUUCGACAAUUUGUAACGCUGUGCUAGCAGAGAGUGGGUCUUUUUAAUUAAAUAUAUAACUUUCUAUUUAUAAAUUGUGAAAAAAACAAUAUCAGUGUUAUGUUCCACAUGAUGUUUCUUUGUAUGAAAAAAUAAUAAUUUAACCAUGACUAUUUUCCCAUAUUUGAUUGUGUUUUUUUUCCAGAGGAUGUGUUUUUGUAUAAACAUAAGUUGGGCCUGUUAAUUAUAAUUCAAUUGGUGUAUUUUACCUUAUUUGAUUGUGUUUUACUUCCACAGGAUGAACCUUUGUAUAAACAAAGGGUGGGCUUGUUAAUUAUAAUUCAAAUUUGUUUAUUAUACUAUAUUUGAUUGUGUUUUAUUCCUCAUGAUGUAUCUUUAUAUAAACAAAGAGUGAGCCUGUUAAUUAUAAUGCAAAGGUGUCUUUUAUACCAUAUUUGAUUGUGUUUUUAUUACACUGGAUGAACCUUUGUGAAAACAAAGGGUGGGCCUGUAAAUUAUAAUUCAAAAUUUUGUAUUAUACUAUAUUUGAUUGUGUUUUAAUUCCACAGGUUGAACCUUUGUAUAAACAAAGGGUGGGCCUGUUAAUUAUAAUUCAUAUGUGUGUAUUAUACUAUAUUUGACUGUGUUUUUAUUUCACACGAUGAACCUUUGUAUAACUAAAAGGUGGGCCUGUUAUUAUUUAAGCUUGCGUAUUAUACAAUAUUUGAUUGUGUUUUUUCCACAAGAUGAACCUUUAUAUAGACUAAGGGUUGAUAUGUUAAUUAUAAUACAAAUCUGUGUAUUUCUUAUAUUUGUUUAUGUUUUAUUCCACGGUAUGAACCUUUGUAUAAACUAAGGGUGGGUCUGUAAAUUAUUAUUCAAAUUUGUGUUUUGGUUUUUUUUAUUUAUGUUUUAUUCCACGGGAUGAACCUUUGUAUAAACAAAGGAUGGGCCUGUAAUUAUUAUUCAAAUUGGUUUAUUAUACUUUAUUUGUUAUUUAUUAUGUGUGCAUUAUACUAUAUUUGAUCGUGUUUUAAUUCCUCAGGAUGUAUCGUUAUAUAAAUAAAGAGUGAGCCUAUUAAUUAUAACACAAAGGUGUUUUUUAUACCAUAUUCGAUUGUGUUUUUAUUCCACUGGAUGAACCUUUGUAAAUUUUUGUAUUAUACUAUAUUUGAUUGUGUUUUAAUUCCACAGGAUGGACAUUUGUAUAAACAAAGGGUGGGCCUGAUAAUCAUUAUUUAAAUUUGUUUAUUUUACUUUGUUUGUUUGUGUUUUUAUUCCACAGGAUGGACCUUUGUAUAAACAAAGGGUGGGCCUGUUAAUUAUAAUUCAGAUUUGUGUAUCAUACCAUAUUUGAUUGUGUUCUUAUUCCACAGGAUGAACUUUUGUAUAAACAAAGGGUGAGCCUGUUUAUUAUAAUUUAAGCUUGCGUAUUAUACAAUAUGUGAUUGUGUUUUUAUUCCAAAGGAUGAACCUGAAUAUGAAUUUAGUGUGGGCCUGUUAAUUAGAAUACAAAGUUGUGUUUUUUUAUAUGUGUUUAUGUUUUAUUCCACGGGAUGAACCUUUGCAUAAACAAAGGGUGGGCCUGUUAAUUAUUAUUCAAAUUUGUUAAUUAUACGAUAAUUAAUCGUGUUUUUAUUCCUCAGGAUGUAUCUUUAUAUAAACAAAGAGUGAGCCUGUUAAUUAUAACACAAAAGUGCCUUUUAUACCAUAUUUGAUUAUGAUUUUAUUCCACUGGAUGAACCUUUGUAAAAACAAAGGGUGGGCCUGUUAAUUAUAAUUCAAAUUUUUGUAUUAUAAAAUAUUUGAUUGUGUUUUUAUUCCCCAGAAUGAACCUUUGUAUAAACAAAGGGUGGGCCUGUUAAUUAUAAUACAUAUUUCUGUAUUAUACCAUAUUUAAUUGUGUUUUUAUUCCACAGGAUGAACCUUUGUAUAAACAAAGGGUGGGCCUGUUAAUUAUAAUUCAAAUUUCUGUAUUACUAGUAUACCUUAUUUGAUUGUGUUUUAUUCCAGAGGAUGAACCUUUGUAUAAACAAAGGUGGGCCUGUUAAUUAUAAUUAAAAUUUCUGGAUCAUACCAUUUUAAUUGUGUUUUUAUUCCACAGAAGGAACCUUUGUAUAUACAAAGGGUGGGCCUGUUUAUUAUAAUACAAAUUUAUAUAUUAUACCAUAUUUAAUUGUGUAUUUUUAUUCCACAGGAUGAACCUUUGUAUAUACAAAGGGUGGGCCUGUUAAUUAGAAUACAAAUUUAUGUAUUAUACCAUAUUUAAUUGUGUGUUUUUAUUCCACAGGAUGAACCUUUGUAUAUACAAAGGGUGGGCCUGUUAAUUAUAACACAUAUUUCUGUAUUAUACCAUAUUUGAUUGUGUUUUUAUUCCACAUGAUGAACCAUUGUAUAAACAAAGGGUGGGCCUGUUCAUUGUAAUUUAAAUUUGUGAAUUAUACUAUAUUUGAUUGUGUUUUUAUUGCACAGGAUGAACCUUUGUAUAAACAAAGAGUGGGCCUAUUAGUUAUAAUUCAUAUGUGUGUAUUAUACUUUAUUUGAUUGCGUUUUUAUUUAACAGGAUGAACCUUUGUAUAACCAAAAGGUGGGCCUGUUAUUAUUUAAGCUUGCGUAUUAUACAAUAUUUGAUUGUGGUUUUUUCCACAAGAUGAAUCCUUUUAUAGACUAAGGGUGGAUAUGUUAAUUAUAAUACAAAUCUGAUUAUUUCUUAUAUUUCUUUAUGUUUUAUUCCACAGUAUGAACCUUUGUAUAAACAAAGGAUGGGCCUGUAAAUUAUAAUUCAAAUUUGUUUUGUUUUUUAAAUCUGUUUAUGUUUUAUUCCACAGGAUGAACCUUUGUAUAAACAAAGGGUGGGCCUGUUAAUUGUUAUUCAAAUUUGUUUAUUUUAAUAUAUUUGAUUUUGUUUUUAUUCGUCAGUAUGUAUCUUUAUAUAAACAAAGAGUGAGACUUUAAUUAUAACACAAAGGUGUCGUUUUUACCAUAGUUGAUUGUGUUUGUAUUCCAAUGGAUGAACCUUUGUAAAAACAAUGGCUGUGCCUGUUAAUUAUAAUUCAAAUUUUUGUAUUAUACUAUAUUUGAUUGUGCUUUUAUUCCACAGGAUGGACCUUUGUAUAAACAAAGGGUGGGCCUGUUAAUUAUAAUUCAAAUGUAUGUAUUAUACUAUAUUUGAUUGUAUUUUUAUUCCAUAGGAUGCCUGUUAAUUAUCAUUUAGGCUUGCGUAUGAUACAAAGUUUGUUUGUAAUACUAUAUUUGAUUGUGUGUUUUUAUUCCACAGGAUGAACCUUUGUACAAACAAGGGGUGGGCCUGUUAACUAUAAUUCAAAUUUGUUUAUUAUACAAUAUUUGAUUGUGUUUUAUUUCACCGGAUGUAUCUUUAUAUAAACUAAAGGUAACCCUGUUAAUUAUAACACAAGGGUAUAUAUUAUACCAUAUUUGAUUGUGUUUUUAUUCCACAGGAUUAAUCUUUGUAUAAACAAAGACAGGACCUGUUAUUAAUGAUUCAAACUUGUGUAUUAUAUAUAUGCGUGUAAUUCGUUCCAUAGGAUGUAGCAUUGUAUUAGCAAAAAGUGGGCCUGUUCAUUAUAAUUUAAACUUGUGUAUUUUACCAUAUUUGAUUGUGUUUUUAUUCCACAUGAUGUAUCAUUGCAUAAACAUAGAGUGGGCAAGUUAGUUUUAAUCGAAGGUUAUUUAGCAUUGCAUUGUUCUGAACAGUACGGAAAUAUAUUUGGAUGAGAACACAACUGGGAAACCCAUAUUGGACGAGCCGUUAGGUGAGUCUAAUAUGAUUUUCCCAGCUGUGUACACAUGAUGUAUAUAUUUAUUCACAAAAAGUUGGUUAGUUAAUUUUAAUUUACAUUUAACAUGUGUUGUGUUAUCACUUUAUGACAUACUGUUUCUUCGUAAUAGUGGAAUGUAUACUUUGUACAAACAAGAUAUGCGCCUGUUGUAUACCAUCCUAACAAAUAUUUAUUUUAUUUUCACUUGAAACCAAUGAUCUAUUUUACUUGAUUACCUUUUAAUAAGAAAUGAGUGGGACGAUUAUUCAUUUGUUUAAACAAAGGUUGGGCCUGUGUAUAAGAUUUUUAGAUUUGUGUAUAAUACUAUAUAAUAUAAGUUUCAUUCAAUAGGAUUUGCAUUUGUGUAACGUACUUUUAUUUCUGUUAAUUUCACUUCAUUAACUAAGUGUUUAUUUACACAUAAUGUACCUUUGUGUUGGGUUUGCGAUGUUUAAUUUUAAACGCAAAAUUUAGUUUUCAUUGAAUGGUUCCAGGAUGUAUCUUUGUAUAAGACAUGGGUGGGUUUGUCUGAAUUCAAUUUAUGAUGUUUGUGUAUUAUUCCAAAGGAUGUGUAAAUAAAAAGUGUGCCAGUUCAUUUUGAUUUAAAACGCACUUCAAAAUCGGCCAUUGUAUGUAAAUAAGAUAUAGAUGAUUGAUUUGCUGGAUUAAACCAUAAAAUGCAGGCAAAGUGGGGACGUGUUACUUAUAGCAUAACACCCAUAUCUAUUGCAUAUUGGUUUAUGGAUUAUUUUGCACAGAUUAACAAUAGAGCAAAACAAAUUUUUAUUUCUAAGUGAUUGGCCUUUCAUUAGUUUGAUAAAUUACACGCUCAAUUAUUGUAGUUUACUUAAAUUUUUGCCUCUGAAUACAAUGGGAAAAUACAAAUUUAAGUUUCAAAAAUGAAAUAGUGUGCUUAAUACUUUGAAAACCGAUCUUUUUAUAAUCGAUUGAUUUGAUCAGUAUAUGAAGUGUAUUUAAAUAUAGAAGACGAAGUUUGAAAUGGUUAUCAAUUAUCGUAAGGUGCUAAGGCAUACAAAAUAAUAUGUUUGUUUCAGGUUUCAUGUUCCCCAAAAUAGAGAAGGCAGCUUAGAAAAUAUUUUAUUUGUUUAUUGAGAAGUUUCUAUUACCAUAAAAUAUAAUUACAUGCUUAAGAACAUGUGCACAAUCAGUAUACGAAUCAACGGUAUUGUUUAAAGCCACACGCACUUCAUUUGAAACUUUGAGAUAGAAAUAAUCAAACAAAUGAUAAAAAAAAUAUUCUUAAGGCAAUUAUUAAAAGGGUAUUUCAGGACAAGAAACAAACAUUAUUUUCUUCUAAUUUAUCAACAGACAUUGUGUAAGCAAUUACUUGGCCAGUGAUAUACAUGUGAAGCGCAUAAUUAAAUUCCAUACACAAUAUGAAAAGGCUUUAUCUUUUAUUACUUAUUAUCACAACUAAUGGCUUGUGAUUGAUUAUUAAGGACUUAUAUUAUUCAUUUCGAACAAAGGGUUUGAACUUGCAAAUAAUCCAUCGAAUGAAAUUGUGUAUAAUCAACUUUUGUUUUUUUUUAUGAAUUGAAGUGAUUUUUGUAGUUAACUCACGUUUGCUUUAUUUUGUAAUUUGCUAUUUCAGUUGCACGAACAAAGAUUUAUGAAUGUAUGUGAUUUCACGAUGCACUGUCGAAUACACUUAACAAACUCUCUGGUUAUAUUCAUGAAGGAUUAGUUAUA